AUGCCAGAUAGUGUGUGCCUGUUUCAUGGUCAGAACUAUGACAAGCUGAAGCGGGCAUGUUUGAGAAGAGGGGCUCUCUUUCAAGACCCAUACUUUCCUGCCUCUGCACAGUCCCUUUUCUACAAGAGAACACCACCUCCAGGACUCACUUGGAAGAGACCAGGGGAGCUGUGUAAGGACCCUCGACUUUUCGUGGAUGGUAUCAGCACCAGAGAUUUGCAUCAGGGAAGUCUGGGUAACUGCUGGAUGGUGGCAGCUACUUCCUGUUUGGCCACAGAGCCAUCACUUUGGAAAAAGGUCAUCCCAAAUCACAUAGAGCAGGAGUGGAACCCCAAGCGUCCAGACCUGUAUGCAGGAAUUUUCCACUUCCGUUUCUGGCGUCUGGGUCAGUGGACAGACGUGGUGGUGGAUGACCGUUUACCGGUCAGUGAGGAUGGGACUCUACUCUUCUGUCGCUCAGCCACACCAAGGGAGUUCUGGAGUGCCUUGCUGGAGAAAGCUUAUGCCAAACUGAAUGGCUGUUAUGAAGCUUUGGAGGGAGGAAACACUGCUGAAGCUUUGGUAGAUUUUACUGGAGGAGUGUCUGAACCACUUAGUCUGGAUAGAGAAGCCUUAAGUCAUCAUGCUGACCAAAGGAGGGAGUUGUUCCAGACACUAGCCAGAGCACACAGCUGCAAAGCUCUCAUCACAUGCUCCAUACGGCCUGCAGAAGGAGAGCAGGUGGAGUCUGUUUUGGAGUGUGGUUUAGUAAAGGGCCAUGCUUACAGUGUUACUGCAGUUAGGAAGAUCCGUGUGGGGGAGAAUCUGCAAGCUGUCUGCAGAACAUCCCGGAUGUGCAUGGUGCGCAUGAGGAACCCAUGGGGCACAGCAGAUUGGACAGGGGCCUGGAGCCAGGGGUCGCAGCAUUGGCAGCAGUUGGUUCGCAGUGAAAGAGAGAAGAUGGGGCUUAUCGUAAGGGAUGUGGGAGAGUUUUGGAUGGAUUUUGAAGACUUCUGCCACUACUUCACAGAUAUGGUGGUGUGCAGGCUGGUGGAACGAUGCUGGCUCUGGCCUUUGGGUCACUGGAGAGAAACAUGCUGUCAUGGAGAGUGGACUCAUGCUCCCCAAGACUCAACAGCCCCAGUUGCUCCUUUCCUCUUCAACACCAGGAACACAAGUUCCCAAUGGUCCCUUCCUGCUAAAGCUCCAAGAGGAGACAGGAAGGAAGAGAGGCUACAUGAGAAGAGGGACCACCAAGUAAAAGAAAGAAAGGAAAAGUGUGAACAGAAUGCUAGAAAAAUGCAGAACUCUGGGAUUACGUACAGAGAAGCUCCGAUGCCAAAGAAACAAAGGGAGAUUCAGAGAAAUAACAAAGUAGUGGUGGAGGAAAGAUGGGAGAGAGAAAUGGACAAGAGAAGUAGAUGCGGGGGAUGUAUAAACCAUCAAGACACAUUUCUUAAUAACCCACAGUUCAUGUUUGACGUAGAAGGUGAAGAGGAUGAAGUGCUGAUCUGCCUGCAGCAAGAGGACAAAAGAAUGAAAAGAAGGGAAGGAGGAGGUGAAAAUCUUCCAAUAGGCUUUGAAGUGCUCAGGGUUGAGGUAAAUCGUGUGAGUAGGGUGCAAUGUUUUAUCGAGCAGACAGCCAGUUCUGUGUAUAUAGACUCCCGCAGCGUUACCCUGCGUGUGACCCUUAAGCCAGGUCGUUAUGCCCUUCUGCCCACCACUUUCCAACCUGGAGCCACUGGCAGCUUUUUACUCCGAGUCUUCUCACACAAGCGUAUUAAGCUCAGGGAGCUGAAGGAGGAGUUGCCUGCUCCAUCUAUCUGGCACUGUUGCAUUCCUCCGCCAUGUGCUGUUACAACAGUGCACCUGCACAGAGCUUCCAGAUUCAGCAAACCCAAACAACCAGCUCCAGAUGUGUAUGCUGUUAUUAGAUGUGAGGAGGACACUGUGAGGACACGUGUCUUUAAAAAGGAUGGAAGUCCUGAAUUUAAUACCAAAGUGAUUUUCUACAGAAGAAGACCUAAAAUGAAAAUCUACAUAGUGCUGUGGAGGAGAGGUUUACUGUUUGACUCAUUCCUUGGAGGAGCUUAUCUUCAGACUGGGGCCAAUGAAAUAAGCAGGAACAGAGUGAUUGAACUGCAAGGUGGACAGUGCCAUGGCUACAUCUAUGUGGAGACUUCCACCAGUCAGUGCCUGACUGAUUUAUAACUACAAUGGUGCUGGUGUAUUAGUGACAACUAAUUGGGAGAACCAGUGAGGGACCAGAAUUAAGAGUUUGGGAUGCUUUGGAAUUACCUGGAUUUUAGCAGUAAUUACUCAUAUAAUGCUGUCUAUAUUUCAACCAAGUCAAUGUACAUUACAAAUACAUCAUAAACUAACUACACACAAUUGUUUACACACUGAUUACAUUAGGAUUAAGACUGUGAUUG
Molecule: messenger RNA, 2411 nt
Organism: Trichomycterus rosablanca
Lineage: Eukaryota; Metazoa; Chordata; Actinopteri; Siluriformes; Trichomycteridae
Product: calpain-5-like
Exons: 12
Coding region: 1-2190 (729 amino acids)
Biological process (GO): proteolysis
Cellular component (GO): cytoplasm
Molecular function (GO): calcium-dependent cysteine-type endopeptidase activity
Source: RefSeq, a predicted model, not a curated record